Molecule: messenger RNA, 3813 nt
Organism: Chenopodium quinoa (quinoa)
Lineage: Eukaryota; Viridiplantae; Streptophyta; Magnoliopsida; Caryophyllales; Amaranthaceae
Exons: 13
Coding region: 351-2984 (877 amino acids)
Biological process (GO): proteolysis
Molecular function (GO): cysteine-type peptidase activity
Source: RefSeq, a predicted model, not a curated record
GUCAACAAUACAGAGUACACAAGAUCGAAUAGCCCAAAGUUUAGGGUGGGAGACUUCAGUCUUUCUCUCUCCUCAGUUCUUCCCCAACAAUAGCUUCUUCAAUUACAUGUCAAUUACAAUCAACAAAGCUUCAGAUCAUCCCAUUUCUUAUCAGCUGAAUUCGUUGAUUAGUACUUUUCUGGGCAUCUCCAACAACCCCAAGAAGCCCCAACACCAUGAUUUACUGCAGCAAUUAGCGGGAUCCAUUAAUGGUGGUAGCAGAGCCAAUUUUUUGGGGUUCUGGUUUAAUGCUCUCAAAGUACUUCCAUUUAUGCUCGUGAUUUCUCGGUAGCUGACAGUUUUUUCUGGAAAUGGAUCGUUCUUGGAUGUAUGGUAAACGCAACACGCGUGAAUUUUUGGACGGGGUUAAGGAGUUUUGUAGACGUGCUAAAGAGCACCAAAAGAGUAGUGGAGAGGAUGAAAUUUAUUGCCCUUGUCGUGACUGCUUUACUGUAAAGAAAUUUAGUGAUAUAAAAAUCAUAGAAGAACAUUUGAUUCGUCGUGGGUUUAGGCAAGCGUACCAUGUGUGGCUUUGGCAUGGUGAAAAACUAGUUUCUGGGGAAACUUCUAGUGUACAUGAUAUUCAGCAGGAGGAGAGUGAUGAAUCUGAUGAGAGUGAACGCGAGAGCUGUGAGAGUGAUGUAGGGGAUGAAGACAAUGAUGACGAGGAAGAUUACAUGGAUGAGAUGAUGGAUGGGGUAGGGGAUCGUUUAAAUGAACGAGGCAACAGACGAAGUAGGGGUCCGACGAAAGAGGUUCAAGUCAAAGAGCCUAUGUUUCUUGAGUAUGAUGAUCUUGGUCAGCCAGCGGGUGAUUGGGAGCACGUUUAUGCGAGACAUCUUGGUAGCUGUGCUAAAAAAAUUAACAUUAAUGUCAAGCAGUAUCGAUUAGUACCUGAAGCCGACAAGCAAACAUUAUGGAAUAAGACAAAGGCUUUGUUCCACAUUGAAGAUGGUCCAACAAAGGAAAAGGAAAAGUUGUUUCAUUCUGGAGUGGCCAGCCGAUUCAGAGGUUUUAAGACAAGGUUAGUGAGUCGUUGGAUCACUAAGACAACGAAGCCUCCAGAAAAGAGUGCACACUUAAUGCCCUGGGAAAUUUACAAGGGAAUCAUCACAAAAGUGGACUGGGAAAAGUUUGAAGGAGAUCGUACCACUGAUGAGGCAAAGGCUAUUAGUGAGAAGGCAAGGAAGAACGCAAAACAGAACAAGCACUAUCAUCACUUAGGGUCGAAGAGUUACAGGAGGAGCAAAGAACAGUGGAUCAAGGAUGGAAGAUACCCUACUGAUACUGAUGGAUCAUCAUCUUGUAGAGUAGCUAAACGAGGCUUGGAAUGGCUAUUGGCAAGACAAGUGCCUGGUGAAGGAGGAACUUGGGUUAUCACAAACGAUGAAACACGGAAAGUUGCCAAAAAAUAUGAGGAGUAUAUGCAACAACAGGCCAAAGGGACUUUUAUUCCACAGCGGAAUGUGGAUGCCCUGUGCAUGGCUCUUGGGAAAAAAGAUCAUUCUGGCCGUGUUUAUGGAUUAGGGGGACUUAAUGUUGGCCAUCGCAAGGCCUUUGGCAAGCCAGACCCAAGGGUCUCUGAAUUGAACCAAAGGCAAUCAUUGGAGGAAAUGAAGGAGAAAAUCAAAGCUUCCUUGAUGGAGGAAUUUGAACAAAAGCUGAAAGAUCAAGUGGAAAUCCAGGUGAAGCAAGCACUGGCCUCCAUGAUGCCACAAAAAUUGCCCCAAGCCACCAGUUCCAAUCUAUCACCACCUAUGUUGACGGCUUCGAAAACAUGUCGUCUUGCUGUGUGGGAUGCCUACUCUGGGAACAAAAUUGUUGUAGCAGGUGGUACGGCAUAUCCCUAUGGUGAUGGGCCAAUGUGCAAUCAAUCGAUCAUGCCUGCCCACAUGAAGGUAUGUAUCAAUGAUCCUUACAGUGAUUUUGUCGAUGUUGACCUCCCGGUACCUGUGGAAGGUGUCACUAAGAUUGGUGAAGCUCGAGACAAUUUUGUGCAAUGGCCCGCAGCCUUAGUGUUGUUUGAAGAUGAGGAGGCCAUCCCAGAAGAAAGGUAUGAAGGAAACAGCAAUGAAAAGGUUGACAGCAGUGAUCUUCAAUCAGGAGAGUCAGCAACCAAUGUCAAAGGGUCAUCACAACAAGUUGGGGAAGACAUGGUUGCUUCCAAUGGUGAGAAAAGUAAGCUGUUGCAAGUGCAACUUGUCAUGGCGAGUCAACCGGAGCGGUAUGAUGUCACAACGGUUCUGUUGGAUGCAAAAGUGUUCCACUUAGAAAAGGACACUGAAACUCUUAUCACAGCGGAGGACAUCAACCUGUUACUCAGAGGGGCAAGGCUGAGCAUUUCCGUUGUUCAGGUCUUCAUGAUGUUUCUAAUUGAUAGAUACAUCUCUUCUUUUGAUUCGUCACAUAUUGGGUUUCUUUGUCCCCAAACAAUCGCUGCAUCUAAUGUCCGUCACCAGACUCACCACCAUCAAGUCACUGCAGACUACAUAAGGGAUGUUUUCUUAUCCAGUAGGGAUAGGGGUGAUGCUGGAUACCAACUCAUACUGGCUCCAUAUUAUGAAGAGGAGCACUGGAUACUCAUUGUGAUUAACCUUACAUGCGGCAAAGUCUUCAAGUUCGAUUCCUCCAAGGCUAAAAAGGGGAAAUCUUUGACCAUAAAAGACUGUUUAGAUAUGGCUUACAAUGUCUAUAAGGGUAAGGGUAAGGGUAGAAAGGGGCGCAACUCUAAACUGAAAUGGUUUUCUAUAAAGUGUGCUCAACAAACUGGUGAUACUGAGAGUGGCUUUUAUGUCAUGAAAUUUAUGCAUGAGAUAGUCACAUUAUAUGGUGAUUGUCAAAAUAUGGAUAAGGAGUAUCAAAGACGAGAUGAGCCCUACACUGAUGAGGAAAUCAAUGAGGUUCGAGAGCAAUGGGCGAUCUUUUUUGGAGACAAGUAUUUGUGAAAAACCUACUUAAUUGACAACCUUGACGACUUUUUGUAAAUAUAAUCUCAAGGGUGAUAUCGUGUUGAUUUGUUGCUGGCGGUAUUUUGAGAAUAGGUCUUGGUGGAGUUUAAUUUCGUGUGAUUAAAGGUUUUUCUAGAUUUUAAAUAUUUGGUGGAUCAAGUACAGGAACUUUGCUGAACUUCCCCUUAAAUGUAGAGUUAGUGGUGGUGCUCGAGACUUUUGGGGUUAUGGUGGUUUUUCAGGGCUAGCUCCCGGUGGUGGAGGAGGAGGGAGGUCUUGGUGGCAUUUCAAUUUUUUAGAAAAUCAGGUAGGAUCGAUUUUCUGUAGCAUAACCCUAUGGCCUGCAACAAGUAAGCUCAUCAACUAGCAAAAAACCAGACCUUUUGCUAUAGCAUUUAGGCAUUACAUCCUCUUCGGCCAAAAAAUCAUGGACUUGUUGCUGCCACUUGUGCAGCUGGACGAGCCUGCAAUUUUCAUAUUAAUGCUCGGUGCAAUUGAUGUUAUUUCUACUGGUGGUACACUGUACACAGCUACCUCUGACCUCAAUUGUGCUCUGCUGUAGUUGUUGAGAAACAAUACUCAUAUCAUCAUAUGUAUGGAAUUAUGGGUAUUUAAAACAUAUUUUUUAUCAACAAUUUGUUUGGUUCUAUCAUAUAUUCAUAUGUAUUGCUGUGUACAAUCAUAUGUGAGUUGUUUGCUUUGAUCUCUUAGGCACAGGCUAAAGUACAAUGUAAUAUGCUUCAUCUUGUUAAACCAGCUACAAGGCUUCAGAUAUUUCAAGUAAAAGCUGUUAUAUGCAGAAAUGCCCACAACUGCAUAUGCGCAA